This is a messenger RNA of Erinaceus europaeus (western European hedgehog), 7127 nucleotides long. It is a transcript of the gene AKT3, whose product is annotated as AKT serine/threonine kinase 3. The transcript is spliced from 14 exons. The record is from RefSeq and is a predicted model, not a curated record. Gene Ontology annotation, molecular function: ATP binding; protein serine/threonine kinase activity. Gene Ontology annotation, biological process: protein phosphorylation. Bases 251 to 1690 code for a protein of 479 amino acids. Lineage: Eukaryota; Metazoa; Chordata; Mammalia; Eulipotyphla; Erinaceidae.
GUGGGGUGGGGGGAGGACAGGAGGGGAGGAGGAGGGAGGGGGGACCCCCGAGUCGCCCCCUCUCCUCCCCCCGCCCCCCCAGCUCCAUCCUCCGCCGCCGCCCCAGCAGCUGCGGGGCCGCCGCCGCCGCCUUUGCAGGCUGAGUCAUCACUAGAGAGUGGGAAGGGCAGCAGCAGCAGAGAAUCCAAACCCCAAAGCUGAUAUCACAAAGUACCAUUUCUCCAAAUUGGGGGCUUAGAGAGGAGCCACCAUGAGCGAUGUUACCAUUGUGAAAGAAGGUUGGGUUCAGAAGAGGGGAGAAUAUAUAAAAAACUGGAGACCAAGAUAUUUCCUUUUGAAGACAGAUGGCUCAUUCAUAGGAUAUAAAGAGAAACCUCAAGAUGUGGAUUUACCUUAUCCCCUCAACAACUUUUCAGUGGCAAAAUGCCAGUUAAUGAAAACAGAACGACCAAAGCCAAAUACAUUUAUUAUCAGAUGUCUCCAGUGGACCACUGUUAUAGAGAGAACAUUUCAUGUAGAUACUCCAGAGGAAAGAGAAGAGUGGACAGAAGCUAUUCAGGCUGUAGCAGACAGACUUCAGAGGCAAGAAGAGGAGAGAAUGAAUUGUAGUCCAACUUCACAAAUUGACAAUAUAGGCGAGGAAGAAAUGGAUGCUUCUACAACACAUCAUAAAAGAAAGACAAUGAAUGAUUUUGACUAUUUGAAACUACUAGGUAAAGGCACUUUUGGGAAAGUUAUUUUGGUUCGAGAAAAGGCAAGUGGGAAAUACUAUGCUAUGAAGAUUCUGAAGAAAGAAGUUAUAAUUGCAAAGGAUGAAGUGGCACAUACUCUAACUGAAAGCAGAGUGUUAAAGAACACUAGACAUCCCUUUUUAACAUCCUUGAAAUAUUCCUUCCAGACAAAAGACCGUUUGUGUUUUGUGAUGGAAUAUGUUAAUGGGGGAGAGCUGUUUUUCCAUUUGUCGAGAGAGCGGGUGUUCUCUGAGGACCGCACACGUUUCUACGGUGCAGAAAUUGUCUCUGCCUUGGACUAUCUACAUUCUGGAAAGAUUGUGUACCGUGAUCUCAAGUUGGAGAAUCUGAUGCUGGAUAAAGAUGGCCACAUAAAAAUUACUGAUUUUGGACUUUGCAAAGAAGGGAUUACAGAUGCAGCUACCAUGAAGACAUUUUGUGGUACCCCAGAAUAUUUAGCACCAGAGGUAUUAGAAGACAAUGACUAUGGCCGAGCCGUGGAUUGGUGGGGCCUAGGAGUUGUCAUGUAUGAAAUGAUGUGUGGAAGGUUACCUUUCUACAACCAGGACCAUGAGAAACUUUUUGAACUAAUACUAAUGGAAGACAUUAAAUUUCCUCGAACACUGUCAUCAGAUGCAAAAUCAUUGCUUUCAGGGCUCUUGAUAAAGGAUCCAAAUAAACGCCUUGGUGGAGGACCAGAUGAUGCAAAAGAAAUUAUGAGACACAGUUUCUUUUCUGGAGUAAACUGGCAAGAUGUGUAUGAUAAAAAGCUAGUACCUCCUUUUAAGCCUCAAGUAACAUCUGAGACAGAUACAAGAUAUUUUGAUGAAGAAUUUACAGCUCAGACUAUUACAAUAACACCACCUGAAAAAUAUGAUGAGGACGGUAUGGACUGCGUGGACAAUGAGAGGCGGCCGCACUUCCCUCAGUUUUCCUACUCUGCAAGUGGACGAGAAUAAGUCUCUUUCAUUCUGCUACUUCUCUGUCAUCUUAGAUUUAUUAUUGAAAAUGAUUCCUGGACAUCACAACAGUCCUUGCUCUUACAAAUAGCAGGAGCACCUUCAGACAUCCAGACCAAUCAAAGGUCUUCACACCUCACCACCUUUCACCCACAUGAGAACACACAUAUACGCAGACACACUCGACUUUGUUUUUGCAUGAAAAUUGUAUCUCAAUCUAAGGUCUCAUGCUGUUGCUGCUACUGUCUUAUUAUAUAGCAACUUCAAGAGGUGACUUUACAAUCUUUGGAAGUCAUGAGCCCACCAUUGUUCAUAUGUGCAUCGAUUUGUCAUCUUUGAUCUUUAGUUGUCAUUUCCCCCUAACAGUGAAGGCUAAAUGAGAUACACUGAUUCUAGGUACAUUAAAAACAAAUGAACAAACAAAAAACUUUCUAGAUGAUAAAUCAAAACUAAUUAUACUAAGAAGAUUGAGGUUGUCAUUCAGCACAGGCAAUUAUGAAAGGGUGGUGAUGUGCAUAUGUAAAACUUUAGCGAUGCCUAAAGUAAGUGUUUAUUGGGUAUUUGAGAGAAAGACCUAAGACAGACAGAUGUUGGCACUCCUGUUAGACACUGCAGAGGUAGCCCAGUGUUAGCUGAGGAUGUCCACAGUCAUGGGCAGUCAUGAGCAAAGGAGCGCUAUUCUGCCGUGAAAGGACGCAUAUGCACAGCAGAGUCAAAGUCACUUACAGAGUCUUAUAAAACUGUUUGUACCAGAGAGCGUUUUUCUCCCUAUGCUUGGAAAUCCUUUUUCCUUCUUGAUAUUUAUCACCUCUGAUGGCUGAAGAAUGUAGACAGGUUUAAUGAUCCUGCUUUUCACCAAAAUGUGUAACCAUAGUAAACAGGUGUUUACCUUCUUUGUUUUAAUUUUUCACUUUCACUUUUACGUGAAUUAGCUUUUCCUCAGAUGUUAAAACUUUGAAUGUUCUUUUAUGAUUUUUGUUUAUAUUGCAGUAGUAUUUAUUUUUUAGUAAUGAGAAGUAUAUGUUCUGUUAGCAAAUGCAGCUCCAACUUACAUAAAAUAGACUUACUGCAGUUCAUUUGACCCAUGUGCAGGGAAUGUACAUGCUGAAAAAAACCAUGCACUUUUCUCCUGUGUGGGGAAAAAAAAUGGUGAAGCUCUGAAAUUGUACAUGUUGGCUAGAAUUUGACUUUGGAAGAAGAGAUGCCAUCAUUUAACCCCUUGGUGCUAAAAAUGAGAAGUCCCCAGUUGUCAAUGCUAAGGGGUAAUUGAAACAAAUGGAUACUGACAUUUGCUCAUUUGAGAAUUGAAAUGGUAUGGUGGCCUAGUGAAUGAUGGUAAGAAAUGAACUUGGCAAAAUGAGCACAUCUCAAGUGUUUAUGAAGUAGGCAGUCAAGGAUAAGGACCUGAUAUGUUUAUUCUGAUCAUGGUACAUUUAUCACUGAAUUAAGCCAUCGGGGAAAAAAAUGAAACAAAGCAAAACAAAAAGAACACCUCCAGCUUUUCUUUUCCUCUAUAUCCUCAUGUCCCCAAAUUCCAAUAUUUCUCACUGAAAAGGGGACAUGUAUGCAAACCUCGUCUUUCUCCUUCAUUAAUGAUGAUCUUCAGAUUAAACCCUUUUGGUGCUAGGAGCUGAAGUUUUUCCAAAGCAGCCUAUGAAGUCCAAGGGGCUGGGGGUCCUUCUGGUGGCAACCAAGAUCCAGCUCCAUGGAAUGAUCAUGGAAAUGUAUUCUAGUUUAACUAUCUGACAGCUCCCCAAUGGAAGACUACAGCAUGAUGUAGUAUUAUGAUUGCAUUGUAUGAAAGAGCCAGUGACUUUCUGAGUAGGAUGAAUCAUAUUCAUAUGCAGAUGUCUUAGCUUCUUGAUGCUGGAAACAUGGAUUAUAGAUAUGAAACCACUGCUGGCGGUGGGGGGGGCCACUGGGACUGCAGGGGGGUUAAAGGGCAUUUUACUAAGGCAGCUAAGACAUAUUCAGACAUAGAUUUUAUCCUAAUUUUUCAUAUUUCUACCUGAGUGAAGUUCAUCCUUAGUACUGAGUAGGAAGUUACAGUAAGUGAUAGUUCAUUCUUCCUUACACACAUAAUAACAACUUUUUUUUUUCCACUGGGAAUUAUGUUGAAUGUUUCACUUUGAGAAAGUAGACUAGAGGGUAUGUCCUGUAAGUUGUCUUGCAUUCAUUAUAUCAAAAAACAAAAAAGAAGAAAGGAAGGAAGAAAAGAGAAGAAACUGGGACUGGUUUAUAUUAAGAACAUUUUGUUCCUUCAGAGAGGAAGUGUGACACCCUAUGCUAAUCAUAUGAUAGCUUUUGUUUUCUCUUUCAGAUCUUAAGGUGAUUUCCAUGACCUUAGCCAAGAACACUUUCUAAAGGUUAAUGACUGUGUUGACAGUGUCCCGGGCUGGCCACUCCUCAUAGUCCCCAGCCAAUGCCUGGGGCCCAGUCGCUUACCCCUCCAAUUCCGUUAGUGUCACUCAAGGUGUUUUCUUGGCUUUGAUUUUGAGAAUCCCUUACUUAUACUUCCAGAUCUCAAUAAACUGGCCUGGACUGAUAAUAGAAAGGCAGAAGUGUGUGUAUAGGAGAUUUCUAAAGCUUUCCUUUGAUCUGCCCAUAGCUGUAGUUUUGGAUUCUGGCAGAUGGAAAGGCCUGAGACCUGAAAUCAUUCUGUCAGAAUAUAUACAGUUCAGAUGUUGUAGAUUCCAUCUUGUACUUUCAUGACGUUUGCCUUCUUGUUCUAAUGCAGCCAUCUUGGAAGAAAUGGGCCAUUUUUUGCAUGGAUUUUUGGCAGGAUUGCUCACAGCCUUGCUUUCUACACUAACUACAUAGCAUUAUUCCAGUAUUUUCCAUCUCCCAUACCUGAUUUCUGGCUUCUUAAGCUGACUGUUCUUGCAGGGGCCACUUGCUUCUCCUAGAGUACAGAAAAGUGAGGGCCUUCCUUACUAACUGCAGGGUCUCUAUAUUACACCUCAGUGUACACACUUUGCUGCUACUGUUUGUACUGUCUACAGUAGAAUUUCCUUAUCUUGCUCCUGAUAGUGCAUUACAGGCAAGCAUGAAAUGUAUUUAUUUAAAUAAAAAGAAAACCUCUAAAUUGGUAAUUGAAUUACCUCCCUGUAGCUUUAUAGAUUGUGAAAUUUCUUGACCUUGCUAGUUCUUUCAUUAGAUCCGUGCAAGAUCUAGUCAUCUGGUUAAAGAUUUUAAGCAGAUGCAACUAUGAACCCAAGAAACUGUAUUACUAUUACUGUUGGUCAUACUAAAACUGUUUAUUUCCUUAAGUAUAUGACCCACAAGGAUGUGAAAUAACCACAAGGAACUGUUUUUGUACACUGUACAUCCUUAGUAUUUUUACACGUAUAUGAGAGGGAUGCACAUUAUUUUCCUUCGUACAGACAGCUUAAAUAAAGCACUAUGUCAAUCUGCUACUUCUCUGUUUAUUGUUGUUGGACGUGGUUCUGUAGUAUUGAAAAAAAUUAAAUGAUCUUUUCUGAAAAAAAAAAAAGAUUUUAAUAGCUCCACCUGAUAUUAACCUAUAGAAUGUGGCAGGAAAAUAAUGUAAAUUUCUUGUAUCUUAAGACACAUGUGGGGUUUAUUACUUCAAUCAAAUGGCAAUAGUGCAGUUGUACUAACUUUAUGAAGAGCUACUUCCAAAAGGGAAAUGCCAGCCUCAGCCCUGGGUUUAAGACAGAUCUGCUGUGAAACCAGGAAUGGAAUAGAUCUCCUUCAAGAUUUUGUUGAGACCCAAAACCAAAGGGUUUUAACACCUGAUUCUUAAGGAGUGUAGCUCAUUAGUAAUGUCUUCCUGAUAAUGUGUUGCUCUGUAUACUUCCUUUCUUACACUAUAUUUUUAAAGCUUCAUAGCAAAUUAACAGGCUUAGAUGUGGUAAUAGUUAGGUAGGCUGGUUGGACUACAAUCUGAUUUACCUAGAAUCUUUUUGGAUGGGGCCUUUUUCUGAUUUUACCUCAUAAACCUACUAUUGUAGAAACUUGGCUUUGCUCCUGUGACUAAGCCAGAUAGAGGAGUGGCUCUGGACCAAAGUUAGUCACGCAUGUAUGUGUAUGUAACACAGCCAAAUUGGAGGGCAUUCGUAUAUGUGCUCUUCUCAAAACCACUGGGAUUGACAGAUCCAGGAGGCUAAAAUUCAAGUGACCUCUAUAAUUCUUUAAAGGUGCUAUUUUUAGAAUACUGUAUAAUUUAUUUACUGUAUUCUUAAAACAGAAUUAGGGACAAUUAACAUAUCUUAUGUGACAGCCUUUAUGUCUAGCACAUUUGAUGAAAUCAAAACCUUCUGAGAUCUUACGAGCAGUUCUACUGUUUCAGACUUGAACUUUUUCCAUGCUUAAGAGACUGGAAUGGUCUUUGCAUGUGUAUCAUCCCACCGCCUCCAAAGCUUAAUCCACCUCCAUUCUGAGAGGCCAUGAUGAUGAUGAUGAUGAUGAUGAUGAUGAUGAUGAUGAUGAUGGAUUACUGGCCAGAGAGAGCCUCCUAUGGUCAGGGAUGUGUCCCAACUGCAGUCUUGCCUAAUGUUUUGCUGUCAUCCUCAAAAACAACACAACAUUUUCAGUGCCCAUUUUUAUUACUUUUAAGUGUUUGAGGGCUUAACUGUGUAUAGUAGAAAUACUAUUUUAAACUAAAAUUAUGAUCUGUGUACAGAUAUUUGAUAGAACUCUUAAGUAAGUUUUGUAAUUUCACUAAAUAUGUUUUUAGGCUCCUCCUCAAAUACCGCGUAUUGAAGAAACCUGGCACCACCGAGCCAAAGAUGCUUUUUUUUUUUCCUAGUCUGUUUCUGUUGUUAACAGAGUGGGAGGAUAGUGAUUAGUGCUUCCUGGCAUCUCCUGAUUGUGCACAAAGUAACAGGAUGGUGAUGAAUGGAGUCUUACAGGAUGGUGGUUAAGGGCAAAUAAAGGAUGAUAUAUACAUCAUAAAGAGGGAAAGAAACAUAACUUGAAUGGCAGGGGGGAAAGUCUGGUCCUUAAUACCCUUUGGCCUAAUUAAAAUAUGUGCCUUUUUGGUGUGUAUUGUUCAUCACUACAAGGUUAAAAGGAAAUACAAUUCAAAUCUUUUUUUAAAAAAAGUUCAUUUAUUUAAAUUCCUAUCUGUAACAUAGCAUACAAAUGAGCAGAUUUUCAAGCAUAACUUCAAGCCAUUUCUGAAAACAUACACCAGGAGGUCUCCUCAUCUAGUAUCAGACUUCUGCUCCAGCCCGUCCAGCUUGCAGGGACCAUUCAGCAACGAAUGUGGCAAUGACGACGCAGCCUGCUGCAGUCUGAGGUGGUGUCCGUUGGGAAGGUCGCAGUGCACUGUGGCAUAUUAAGUGCAAAUCAGAUGAAUGUAAAUAUCUCUUUGUAAAUCAUUUAUUUCACUCUGUUUCAUCCAGGUCAGCAAUCAGAUUGUGGCAUGCUGGGUAACUGGAAAAAAAUGUAAUAAAAAGUAAGUUUAAAUAGA